AUGGCCGAGUGCACAGACGUAAAUACAAAAUUUCCUCAUAUAUCAUUUAAUAAUUCGAAAAGUUUUCAUUCAACAUCAGAAGGUAAAGUUUGGACAAGAUUAUUAAUUCAUCUAUGUUGGUGGUUACAUGACAUGUACGAAAUCAAAGAUACGGAUACAAAUGCAAAAUUCGAAUAUAUUGAAGAGAAAAUUAGUCUAUGUCAAAAAUUAUUUCCUGGUCAGUUUAAAUUAAUGUUUUCAGAUCCAGAUAUUUCUCCAAAUGAACAACAUCCUUUAUUGAUAUGUCGUGAAGAUGAACAAAAAAUUAUAAUUGUUGUAUUUCGUGCAACUGUUUCAUCAAAGUCUCUUCAAGAUGUCUUUACAGAUAUUAGCAUCCAUUCAAAUCAUCAUAUGUAUCUUGGUGAUCGACAUUCGGGAUUUUCGAAACGAGCUGAAUCAGGUCCAUUACUUGCUGUUACAAAUUGGCUACGUAGAGGAUGGAAAAUAAUUAUUACAGGACAUUCUCUUGGUGGUGCUGUCAGUCAAUUGUUUACGGCACAAGUAAUUAGCAACCUCGUUGAAGCUGGUUUAUUACCCGAGAUGGUUUCAUUACGUUGCAUUACCUUUGGAACACCUCAAUGUGCUGAUUAUCAUUUUUGGAGCAGUUAUACAAAAUGGUAUGAUGUCUUUGAUACAUAUAUGUCGGAGUUGACUCUAAAAUUCAGUUGA
Messenger RNA from Rotaria sp. Silwood1, 708 nucleotides. NCBI's taxonomy places the organism in Eukaryota, Metazoa, Rotifera, Eurotatoria, Philodinida, Philodinidae. The record is from the annotation of a GenBank genome assembly.